UAGUCACCACACCUCGCCUCAGCCCCUCAUUUGACUGGGUGAAGAAUUUUAUGGUUUACAGAGUGAUGGCCUGAGUGUACAGUAGUGUAGAGAAGGGCAUCUACCUUCUCUAAGAACUCGAGGACCUGCUGGUGAACUCCCUCCUCCUCCUUCAGGAUGCCCAAAAGAGCCUUGCGAACCUUCCUCCUCUUUGCUGCCGCCAACUGCUUCGUCUUCGUCAUCAUUGGCUUUGUUGACAUGUUAACAGGCAGGCAGAGUCGUCGUGACCAGCAAGUCUCAGUGCUCGGGUAUGAGGCGAAGAAUGACACACGUUCACCUAUCCAGGAAUAUGAAGUGGAAAGGCUCAUGACGGAGAGGCAGAAGGAGGUGGAGGAGCGCUGUGAAGAGGUGUUGACGCCUGAGGAGAUGCAUCAACCUCCUAACAGCAAAGAGUUCCUGAUCAGCGACAAAUACCAACUGGUGUGGUGUAACGUGUUCAAGGCUGCCUCCUCCACCUGGCUCAAUAACUUCCUCCUGAUGUAUGACCUAAAGAUUAAAAAGAUACUGACCAGAAAUUCCCCCGUCGAGCAGGCCAGGAAGUUUUAUCACCGACCGUCUGUAGAGGUUCUUGACUCCUGCCUCACACAAUAUAAUUACACCUCAUUCAUCAUCGUCAGAGAACCUUUUCAGCGGCUUAUCUCUGCCUUCCGAGACAAACUGGAGACCGAUAGGAAUGAGUUUUACAAGUCACUGAGGUGUCAGAUCAAACUCAACUUCGGUGACGGGAGACGCACGGGGAAGCUGCGUGGCUGGAGCAGAGACUGUCUUCCCUCCUUCAGCGAGUUCAUCGAGUACCUGCUGGACGAGGAAGCUCACGGCAGGUCUCCUAAUGAACACUGGGCGCCUUACUACCGCUUCUGCUCCCCCUGUCAGGUGCACUUCACGUACAUCCUCCACUUCGAGACCCUCACCCAGGACGAGGCCUUCCUGCUGAAGAAGGUGCCUGGGCUCUCGGACGUGUUGAAGCCGCAGAAACUACACAACUCUCACACGAACUACGACAACGUCAUCCACAAUUACUUCCGUCAGCUCACACGCACCCAGCUCCAGGGUCUACUGGAUAUAUAUUCCAAAGAUUUUACUAUAUUCGGAUACAAACACGAAAAAUACUUCGACUACGUGACUACUUCUUCUUAAUAAUAAUAAUAAUAAUAAUAAUAAUAAUAAUAAUAAUAAAAAUAAUAAUAUUAAUAAUAAAAUAUUACUACUACUUAAUACGUGUUCAUAUCAAUAUCUGAAUCAAUCGUAAGUAAAUGCAUCACUACAACUUUUCUACUCCUACAACUCCCUUCCAUCCACACUUUACCCCUUCCACUGAACCUUCUUCACUCGUCACUUGCCGUUUGGUUGUGAAUUCAGUUGUCUCUGAAGAUGUCUUGAAUAAAUGCGAAAGUUAAGGUG
Molecule: messenger RNA, 1440 nt
Organism: Homarus americanus (American lobster)
Lineage: Eukaryota; Metazoa; Arthropoda; Malacostraca; Decapoda; Nephropidae
Product: carbohydrate sulfotransferase 12-like
Exons: 5
Coding region: 157-1176 (339 amino acids)
Biological process (GO): carbohydrate biosynthetic process
Cellular component (GO): membrane
Molecular function (GO): sulfotransferase activity
Source: RefSeq, a predicted model, not a curated record